This is a messenger RNA of Clunio marinus, 352 nucleotides long. The record is from the annotation of a GenBank genome assembly. NCBI's taxonomy places the organism in Eukaryota, Metazoa, Arthropoda, Insecta, Diptera, Chironomidae.
UUCCGGAAUGUGAACAUCGUGGAGAACACCGCGUUGUAUUAUAAAUAGUAUGAUUAUUUUGAAAAAAAUACCAAAGCAAAGCAAAAAAAAUCUAAGUGAAAGAAAAGAAAACUUUAAUUUAUUUAUUCUUCAAUAUUUAUUGCACUGAGUUUGUAAAAAUCUAUUAGCAUCUCUAAUCUCAUAAUAAAUAUUUCCUGUUGAGUCCCGUGUUCGUAUUUUGGAGUUUAAAGGAGUAACAUUAAUUUAAAUUUCCACCCGUGGAAAUCAUUUUUAAACAUGGAAGACAUAACAUCAAAAUUAAUCGACAAUACCAACAGAAAAUGCUCAUCAGCCGAGCAUAUUAAAUCUAGGU